Microplitis demolitor is the source of this 1954-nucleotide messenger RNA. Its product is annotated as mitochondrial import inner membrane translocase subunit Tim22. Bases 238 to 825 code for a protein of 195 amino acids. The record is from RefSeq and is a predicted model, not a curated record. Gene Ontology annotation, cellular component: TIM22 mitochondrial import inner membrane insertion complex. Gene Ontology annotation, molecular function: transmembrane protein transporter activity. The transcript has 5 exons. NCBI's taxonomy places the organism in Eukaryota, Metazoa, Arthropoda, Insecta, Hymenoptera, Braconidae. Gene Ontology annotation, biological process: protein insertion into mitochondrial inner membrane.
CACAGUUCAAGCCAAUAAACAAACUACUACUACUACAUGUAGCGGCAUGUCGCAUCACGUGAAGUUAAAAAGAUAUAAAUCUCUGUUUGGUUGAAACAUAUUUUAAAUGUGUCAUUUGUAAAAUGUUAAAAUGAAAAAUAAAUUGUUAAACUAAAAUAAAAUCAAAUAACUUUUUAAAAUUAUGUAAGUUAUUUUAAACUAAUGAUUUAAAUCAGACAGUUAUAAUUAUUUGUGAUAAUGUUGCGGUUUGAUCCACCAAAAUUACCAUCACCUCCAGAAUUAGAAGAAAAAGAUAAGAGAGUAUUUAUUAAUGAUCCAGUAUGGGAUCAAGUAGCAGUAUAUUUUAUAAGUAAUCAUCAGAGAAUACGUGAUAAUAUUAUUAUACCCAGAGGAGCUGCCCCAGUUCAUAUUAAAACUAAUGAAGAAAAAGCUGUCGAAACGGCUAUGGAAAGCUGUGUAUUUAAAAGUGUUAUGAGUUGUGUUUUAGGUUUUGGAUUAGGUGCAGCCAUAGGUUUAUUUUCUUCUAGUGUAAAUCCAAAUGUAGCUGCUGUUGAAAAACAACAGACUGCUCGUGAAAUAUUCCGUGAAAUGAAAACAACGACUUUGGGAUAUGCAAAAAAUUUUGCAGCUGUAGGAUGUGUAUUUUCAGCUAUUGAAUGCUCUAUAGAAUCGUAUCGAGGUAAAACUGACUGGAAAAAUGGUACUUAUGCUGGCGGUCUCACAGGUGGUCUUAUAGGUUUGCGAGCGGGUGUUAAAGCAGGUAUAAUUGGCGCUGCAGGUUUUGCGGCGUUUUCUACUGCGAUAGACUAUUAUAUGCAUAAAUAAUGAAAAUAAUACAAUAGAAAUACUUGUAUAAAGAAUUUUAAUGGUCAAAUAUAACUAAUUAAAAAAAAAAAAAGUAAAAAUUCUUAUUAAUAAGUACAUAUAUAAACCUUACAAAAUAUUAUUUGGAGUUUUUCAUAAGUCGAAAUAUUCAAAGUAAUUUAUAAAUACAAUUUAAAGAUUAAAAAUUUAUCAGGAAGUUUUUUUUUUAAUUUAUAAGUAAUUUUUUAAUUAUUAUUACUAGAUAAUUAAGAAUUACAUUUAUCAAACCAGCUCUGAAUUUUUUGUAAUAAUAAAUUACAAACUACUAAUAUAAAUAUUUUUUUUUUAAUUUAGUUUUAUAUAUAUAAUUGAUAUAAAUAAUGUAGUAUAAAAGUAAAAAUGUUAUUGAUAUUGAUAGAUAAUUAUUUAUAAAAUAGUAAAUAUAAAAAAGAUAUACCGAUUUUUAAGGCAAUGAAAAAAAAUAUAUAUUAUAUAUAAAUUUGUAAGUAAAAAAUAUUUGCGGAAUUGCUUUGGGUAUCUAUUUGUUAAAAUACAUAUUUAAAAAGUUUUUUUUUGAAAUUUGUUUAUCACAAUGAACAAAAGAGAAAAAUUUGUACUCCAAAGUUAAUGGAAGACUAUUAAAUUGUUCGAAAAAUUAAUAUUUAAUUUAUAAACCGGUCUUUAAUUAAUUCAACUUUUAAUUGCUUUAUAAUUAUCAAUGUAAAAAUGUGCAUCAUGAAAAAUUGCACAAAAAAUCAGACUUAAUAAACAUAUAAAAAGAGAUUCGACACUUAGGAUUUUAAAUACAGAUUACCUAAAUUUAAUUUCAAUUAAAAUUAAAUAAUUUUUUAAAAUAUCAUUUUUUUUUUUUAAGAAUCAAUUUCAAAAAUUUAAAUAAUCGACGUGAGUUUGUUAAUGAUGAUGAAAAUAAAAAAGAAUGGCGAUAUGUUGUAUAAUUAUAAUAAGAAACAUUUUUUAAAAUCUCUACUGUAAAUGAAUAUAAGGACUGCAAGGCACUCGACAAAAGUGAUUUUGACAGGUCAAUGAGCAAUCCGUUUCAAUAUAUUUAUUGAUUAACGCUAAUAGUAAUUAUUAAAUAUGGAAAUUUACUGUAAUUUUUUUUUUAAAUAGUAAUGAUUUUUAAAAAAUA